GGACAGAGAGGAGACUGAGGUCCUCCAGGUGACUGCGCUCUCCUGACGCAUCUGCAGAGGACGAGACUGCGGCAAUGGAAAGUCUUCUGAACGAAAGUGACAUCUGGCAGCUCAACUCGUCCCUCGCCAACGAGACCGGCGGCUUGAAUCGAACCAACCCCCUGAAGCGGAACGAGGAGGUGGCCAAGGUGGAGGUGACCGUGCUCGCCCUGGUGCUGCUCCUGGCGCUGGCGGGCAACCUGUGCGUCCUGCUGGCCAUCCACACCACCAAGCACAGCCAGUCGCGCAUGUAUUACUUCAUGAAGCACCUGAGCAUCGCCGAUCUGGUGGUGGCGAUUUUCCAAGUUCUGCCGCAACUUAUCUGGGACAUCACAUUCAGGUUUUACGGACCAGACAUUCUGUGCAGGCUGGUGAAAUACCUGCAGAUCGUCGGGAUGUUCGCGUCUACUUAUAUGUUGGUUCUAAUGUCCGUGGACAGGUGCCUGGCCAUUUGUCAACCCCUACGGUCGUUGCACAGGAGGAAAGACCGUUUCUAUGUUAUAUUUUGUUGGGUGCUGAGUCUGCUCUUCAGCGUCCCGCAGAUGUUCAUCUUCUCCCUCAGAGAAGUUGGCUCUGGAGAGCACGACUGCUGGGCAGACUUCAUAAACCCGUGGGGAGCCAAAGCCUACAUCACAUGGAUAAGUCUCACCAUAUAUAUAAUCCCCGUGGCUAUUUUGAGCAUCUGCUAUGGGCUGAUCAGCUUCAAAAUAUGGCAAAACUUCAAGCUGAAAAUGAGGAGGGAGCAGUGCAUAAGCCUCACACCCAAAACCUCCAAAGGCAACACGCUGGCGCGUGUGAGCAGCGUGAAGCUCAUCUCCAAGGCGAAGAUAACCACCGUGAAAAUGACUUUUGUCAUCGUCGUGGCUUACAUCGUCUGCUGGACCCCCUUCUUCUUCGUGCAGAUGUGGUCUGCGUGGGAUCCAGCUGCGCCCCGUGAAGCCAUGCCCUUCAUCAUCUCCAUGUUGCUGGCCAGCCUCAACAGCUGCUGCAACCCCUGGAUCUACAUGUGCUUCGCCGGCCACCUCUUCCACGACCUCAGGCAGAACUUCCUGUGCUGCUCCUCUCUCUACCUCAAGUCGUCCCAGUGCCGCUGCGAGCGCGACUUCGACUCCAGCCACAAGAGCAACUCCUCGACCUUCGUCAUCAAGAGCACAAGCAGCCAGAGGAGCAUCACACAGACGUCCACCACGUGAACCUUCUG
Molecule: messenger RNA, 1240 nt
Organism: Salarias fasciatus (jewelled blenny)
Lineage: Eukaryota; Metazoa; Chordata; Actinopteri; Blenniiformes; Blenniidae
Gene: oxtra
Product: oxytocin receptor a
Exons: 2
Coding region: 75-1232 (385 amino acids)
Biological process (GO): regulation of systemic arterial blood pressure by vasopressin; maternal process involved in parturition; positive regulation of vasoconstriction
Cellular component (GO): plasma membrane
Molecular function (GO): vasopressin receptor activity; peptide binding; oxytocin receptor activity
Source: RefSeq, a predicted model, not a curated record